Molecule: messenger RNA, 971 nt
Organism: Aphanomyces invadans
Lineage: Eukaryota; Oomycota; Saprolegniomycetes; Saprolegniales; Verrucalvaceae
Product: ribose 5-phosphate isomerase A
Exons: 3
Coding region: 1-816 (271 amino acids)
Biological process (GO): pentose-phosphate shunt, non-oxidative branch; D-ribose metabolic process
Cellular component (GO): intracellular membrane-bounded organelle
Molecular function (GO): ribose-5-phosphate isomerase activity
Source: RefSeq, a predicted model, not a curated record
AUGUUGUCAACGGUCAAGCAUGGCAUCUUGGGUUUGCCCAUCUCGGUUGUCAUGUCCGCCGUCGAAAGUGCCAAGCGCCUGGCCGCCCGCGCCGCCGUGGACGAAUUUGUCAAGGAUGGCGAUGUCGUUGGCAUUGGGAGCGGUAACGAUCUUGUCCACCACUCCAUCGGUAUCGAUGCGUACCAUCGAAUGCAAUUCGUAGGCUCGACAGUAGUGUAUGCUGCAGAACGGCUCGGUGAACGCGUCGCGAACGAAGGCCUUCGCAUCUCGAGCAUUCCGUCGUCGUUCCAGGCGUCUCAACUUAUUGCACAGCAUAAGUUGAACCUGACCAACUUCGACACACACCCUGUGAUCGACAUCGCGAUUGACGGCGCGGAUGAAGUGGACACGGCGCUCAACUGUAUCAAGGGCGGCGGUGGGUGCCAUCUCCAAGAGAAAAUUGUGAUUUUCAACGCGAAGAAGUUCGUGAUUGUGGCCGACUAUCGCAAGGAGUCGACGCACUUGGGGCAACAAUGGACCCAAGGGAUCCCUAUCGAAGUUGUGCCACUCGCGUACGUGCCGCUGAUGCGGAAAUUGAAGGAAUUACAUGGAACCCCCGUGCUGCGAAUGGCCAAAGCCAAGGCGGGGCCAGUGGUGACCGACAACGGCAACCUCAUCCUCGACACUCACUUUGGCAUCAUUCAAGACCCCGAAUCCCUCGAAAAGACCCUGAAGCUCCUCCCAGGUGUCGUCGAAGUUGGACUGUUUGUGAAAAUGGCGUCCAAGGCGUUCUUUGGUCAGGCCGAUGGUUCUGUCAAGGUGGUGGUGCCGCAAUAAAAUACCCAACUCUUCGCAUGCUGCAACAAAUGUCGUGUAAUGUCUGUGUUUGCAAGAACGACGCUAUGUAACAAUUGAAACUCUCCCUCGACCAUCCUUCCAUUCAACUGCAUGCCCAACACGUCGGUGAAAUCUCCCUCGACAUGGACAAGAUU